AUGCGUUCUUCCACCGUUCUUGCAGUGGUCACUGUUGUGGCUACUCCUGUUCUCGUCGGCGCUGUUCCCACUCCGGCCGAUGGCUCUGAGGCUCUGAGCUUCGGUGACGGCUUGAAAAUUGGCAAGGAUGUCUUGGGCAUUUUCCACAGUAGCAGCAACAACAAGAACCAGCAGCACUCCCGUGACUACGACGAGCUUCUGGCCCGCAAUUUCGAAGACAUUAUGGCGCGCGCUGAGCCUGCUCCCACUCACGCCGCCGUGCAUGAGCAUGUUCACCAGCAUGCCCACAAGCAUCAUGCUCAUAAGCACCAGAAGAGCCACAAGCAUUACCACGGUCACAAGCAUGCUCCCGGACACGCGCACCACGCCGAGCAAAAUGCGGAGCACGCUGCCGCGUAUCCUUCUUCCAAGCACGCCGUCAUUCCCCCCGCGCAUGUCGCGCGCGAGCCUUCUUACUCCAUGCCCAAGGGUCAGAAUUCGUUCGGUCACGCUGGCGAGCAUGUCGGGGUAAAGUCGCACCACCGGGAUGUUGAGGUGCGCGAGCCUCACUACCCUAGUUUCCAGGGCUAUAAAGGCGGACAGCACGGCGGGUACGUCCGCGAGCUCGAGGAUCGCGAGUUUGACGAUAUCUUCGCGCGCGCUGAGGCAGCCUCUGCGCGCCCCAACGCGCAUGCUACCGCUUACACCCAUGAGCACGUCAAGGGUCACGCAUACAACGGCCACAAGCACUACAAGGGUUACAAGCACGGUGCGCAGGAGAACGUUCAAGCGGAUCCCGUUGCUGCCCUACCUAGUCACGCCUCUGCCCAACCCAUUCACACGUCUGUUCACGCUGCCCGUGGCUCCACACUUGGGAGCCCCGGCCACAGCUCUGCUGGUGGCCCCAAGAAACCCCAUCGCUCAAUCGACGAGAUUUUGGCGCGUGAGGAUGGCAAUGAGGCUCACAGCUGGCGCCCCUCUGCCCAACCCAUUCACACGUCUGUUCACACUGCCCGUGGCUCCACACUUGGUAGCCCCGGCCACAGCUCUGCUGGUGGCCCCAAGAAACCCCACCGCUCAAUCGACGAGAUUUUGGCGCGUGAGGAUGGCAAUGAGGCUCACAGCUGGCGCCCCUCUGCCCAACCCAUUCACACGUCUGUUCACACUGCCCGUGGCUCCACACUUGGUAGCCCCGGCCACAGCUCUGCUGGUGGCCCCAAGAAACCCCACCGCUCAAUCGACGAGAUCCUGGCGCGUGAGGAUGGCAAUGAGGUUCACAGCUGGCGCCCGACUUUGGACAGCGCGCAUUUCGUCCGUGGUCUAUUCUACGACGGCAGAAAUGACCUAAAACAGUCCCGCGUGUACGACGAACUUAUCGCGCGCGAGUUCGACGACGUUAUGGCUCGCGAAGACGAUGAGAUUAUGGCGCGCGAAGACGACGAUCACAUGGCUCCGUCGUUGAACACCAGAUUGGAGAUCCUGAAGAAGAACGGCGGUCGCACAGACAUCUUCGCUCGCAACAUGGCACUUGCUGAGCUGGACUGA
Sparassis crispa is the source of this 1524-nucleotide messenger RNA. RefSeq lists its product as hypothetical. The record is from RefSeq and is a predicted model, not a curated record. Lineage: Eukaryota; Fungi; Basidiomycota; Agaricomycetes; Polyporales; Sparassidaceae. The transcript is spliced from 4 exons. The coding region runs from base 1 to 1524 and encodes 507 amino acids.